This is a messenger RNA of Lactuca saligna, 1300 nucleotides long. Lineage: Eukaryota; Viridiplantae; Streptophyta; Magnoliopsida; Asterales; Asteraceae. The record is from the annotation of a GenBank genome assembly.
AUGACUCCAUCAAGUAAAGCUGAUAAAAAGGCAGCAGUUGAUAUUGCUGCAUGGACAUUCAACAUAGUCACUUCUGUUGGCAUCAUCAUCGUGAACAAAGCCUUAAUGGCAACAUAUGGUUUCACAUUUGCAACAACCUUAACAGGAUUGCAUUUUGUCACCACAACCUUGAUGACUAUUGUUCUUAGGUGGUUGGGUUACAUCCAACCCUCUCAUCUACCCAUUGCAGAUCUUCUCAAAUUCGUCCUUUUUGCUAACUUCUCCAUUGUUGGAAUGAAUGUCAGUCUUAUGUGGAACUCUGUGGGAUUCUACCAGAUAGCAAAACUGAGUAUGAUUCCUGUAUCCUGUUUAUUGGAAGUUGCAUUUGAUAAGAUACGAUAUUCAAGGGACACAAAGCUCAGUAUUUUAAUUGUUCUUCUGGGUGUUGCUGUAUGCACUGUUACUGAUGUCAGUGUUAAUACUAAAGGUUUUGUUGCUGCCUUUGUUGCAGUAUGGAGUACAGCUCUUCAACAAUAUUAUGUGCAUUACCUUCAAAGAAAGUACCAGUUGAGUUCUUUCAAUCUGUUAGGACAUACUGCCCCAAUCCAGGCUGGAUCCCUACUGUUAGUGGGCCCCUUUGUUGACUACUGGUUGACCAACAAAAGAGUGGACGCUUUUAAGUAUAAUACAGUAUCUCUGAUAUUUUUAAUUCUAUCGUGUACGAUUGCAAUUGGGACAAAUCUAAGUCAAUUUAUCUGCAUCGGGAGGUUUACAGCCGUCACAUUCCAAGUCCUAGGUCACAUGAAAACAAUCCUGGUACUGAUGUUGGGUUUUAUUUUCUUUGGGCGUGAGGGUUUAAACCUUCACGUGGUGAUUGGAAUGAUAAUAGCAAUCAUGGGAAUGAUUUGGUAUGGGAACGCGUCAUCAAAGCCAGGUGGCAAAGAGAGGCGUAGCUAUUCCCUUCCGAAAACAAGUCAGCCUAAAAAGGACUCCCUUCUAGAAACUUCCGAGACGGAUGAGAAGGUGUAAGGGUUUUUCAGGAGUAUCAUAUAGAAAGGAAAGGAAAGGAAAGGAAAGGAAAGGAAUAUUUUAAAUUUUUUUUUUUAAUUGUUAAAUCAAGUGAUGGAGACUAUACGAAGGAAGAAGGUUAUGUUGCUAGAAAAUUUGUCGGUUAAUCGGUUGUUAUUGUUAAGUUAUUAUUAUAUACGAUAUGAUUUUUGUAUGUCAUUUUUAAAUGUUAUGAUUUGGAGGACUUGAAGAGGGAGGAGGAUUUGUCUUUUUUUUUUUUUUUUUUUUGGAAAACCUGUGAUUAGUCUUGAUA